Propithecus coquereli (Coquerel's sifaka) is the source of this 1364-nucleotide messenger RNA. RefSeq names its product secretogranin III (gene SCG3). Gene Ontology annotation, cellular component: secretory granule membrane. NCBI's taxonomy places the organism in Eukaryota, Metazoa, Chordata, Mammalia, Primates, Indriidae. The coding region runs from base 1 to 1158 and encodes 385 amino acids. The transcript is spliced from 11 exons. Gene Ontology annotation, biological process: protein localization to secretory granule. The record is from RefSeq and is a predicted model, not a curated record.
AUGGGGCUCCUUUGGACCGGCACUUGGAUCCUGGUGUUGGUGAUCCACAUUGGCCCGCUUCAAGCUUUCCCCAAACCGGGAAGCAGCCAAGACAAAUCUCUACAUAAUAGAGAAUUGAGUGCAGAAAGACCUCUGAAUGAACAGUCACAUGAUCCAGACGGCCUUCAUCAACUAGAUGGAACUCCUUUAACUGCUGAAGACAUUGUCCACAAAAUUGCUGCCAGGAUUUAUGAGGAAAACGAUAGAAGAGUGUUUGACAAGAUUGUUUCUAAACUGCUGAAUCUUGGCCUCAUCACAGAAAGCCAAGCACACACACUGGAAGAUGAAGUAGCAGAGGUUUUACAAAAAUUAAUCUCGAAGGAAGCCAACAAUUAUGAACAGGAUCCCAAUAAACCCACAGGCAGGACUGAGAAUCAGGCUGGAAAAAUACCAGAGAAAGUGACUCCAGUGGCAGCAAGUCAAGAUGGUUUUACUAAUGGAGAAAACGAUGAAACAGUAUCUAACACUUUAACCUUGACAAAUGGCCUAGAAAGGAGAACUAAAACCUACAGAGAAGACAACUUUGAGGAACUCCAGUAUUUCCCAAACUUCUACGCACUACUGAAAAGUAUCGAUUCAGAAAAAGAGGCAAAAGAGAAAGAAACACUGAUUACUAUUAUGAAAACGUUGAUUGACUUUGUGAAGAUGAUGGUAAAGUAUGGCACAAUAUCUCCAGAAGAAGGUGUUUCCUACCUUGAAAACUUGGAUGAAAUGAUUGCUCUUCAGACCAAAAACAAACUAGAAAAAAAUGCUACUGACAACAAAAGUAAGCUUUUCCCAGCACCAUCAGAAAAGAGUCAUGAAGAAACAGACAGUACCAAGGAAGAAGCUGCUAAGAUGGAAAAGGAAUAUGGAACCCUGAAGGAUUCUACAAAAGAUGAUAACUCCAACCCAGGAGGAAAGACAGAUGAACCGAAAGGGAAAACAGAAGUCUACUUGGAAGCCAUCAGGAAGAAUAUUGAAUGGCUGAAGAAACAUGACAAAAAUGGAAAUAAAGAAGAUUAUGACCUUUCAAAGAUGAGGGACUUCAUCAACCAGCAAGCCGAUGCAUAUGUGGAGAAAGGCAUUCUUGAUAAGGAAGAAGCCAAGGCCAUCAAGCGCAUUUACAGCAGCCUGUAAAAAUGGCAAAAGAUCCAGGAGUCUUUCGACUGUUUGAGAAAACAUAAUAUAGCUUAAAACACUUCUAAUUCUGUGAUUAAAGUUUUUUUUGACCUAAGGAUCAGUAGAAAGUGCUGAAUUUACAGUAGUUAACCUUUUAGAAGUGGUUAAAACAUAGCUUUCUUGCCAUACAAACUACCUGAAAAGUAAAGUUGUAUGUAAGCUGA